AUGCACAAGCGGUCCAUUGUGCAGCUCUCCCGUUGUCAUGCUGUCCACUGGCCCUGUGCAGCCCGGCCACGGGAUGCUGGUGUAGCUCACCCUCCGCGACGAUACUUCUAUCCCUCCCUUUCCAGAUUGAAUUCGUCCGAUCAUCCCUCUUCCAGUAACUUAGAUGCGACGACCGAUUCCCCCUCCACGAGGUCGACGCCCAAGUUUGGUUCUCGCUGGGCAAGUAGGUCAACACAAUCAGCCCUUAGUCCUGAGGAGCAGGCCGUUCGGGAUGCUUUGCGAUUGAAAUCUGCGAGUCAAGAAAAGCCGCAGCAGCAGCUGGGGCAACAAGAGUCUCGGAGUUGGCAAAAGUGGCAAAGACCACCGAUUCCACAGCAGCCUGCAACUUUAAGCCAAGAGGAACAGACCAUUCGGGACUCGUUGUUGUUCAAGUCUGCAAGCCAACAACGGGAACAGGAGAAUCAGAAACUUUCGGGCUCAUGGCAAAGAUUUUCGGGGCAGAAUACGCGACACUCGCAAACACCUCGAGGACCGCGCCGCGAUCAACAGAAAACAUCCGCCGACUCCAAAUCAAAUGCAACCAAUCUCUGGCGGUCAAGGAAGAGUGUACCACCUUUCUCUCUCGGCGACAAGAAAAGCGAGGCUAUUCAGCCCCGCAAGGAAUACGAAGUUGCUGGCCCUGGAGCGGUCCCGAGAAAGUUACGUGAUUCGGACUGGGUUUGUCCCGAUUGUGGUUUUCCAUGCUUUGGCAAGCAUAUGACCUGCCCGAAGUGCAAAGCGCGGAGACCAGUUGUGCGACACCAGACCGAUACAAUUCUGAAUCGCGGCACUGAUAGAGAAGUCCGUCCAGGGGACUGGAUUUGCCCUGGCUGUGGUCAUCGAUGCUUUGGAAAGCACGUUUUUUGCCCAAAAUGUAAAACAUGGGAUCCAAAUCCAUCUGCAGAAGCACUGAGUCGCGUAGGAAAAUAUCGUGGCACUUUUAGAGAGCAACGUCCCGGGGACUGGCUUUGCCCUGGAUGCGGUAAUCGAUGCUUUGGAAAGCAUAUUUUCUGUCCACAGUGCAAAACACGGAACCCACGCCCACAUGAGGACUCAGAAAAUUCUAAUUUUGACACUACAAGAGAACCUCGCCCCAAUACGGUGAGAGACCUUCGCUUUGACCCUUCCGGAGAGUCUGGCGGAGGGUCCAUUGGAGAGUCCAUCAAGAUUCGCAGGACCGCCCUCUCCCACGAUCCCGAAGCUGGUGACCGAUCGAGCAAUAGAAAAGCAGCGCUUGAAAAGCACUUGGCUUCAAGAUUGGACCCGGAGGAAGAUAUGGGAGACCUGGACUACCGGCGUCACAGGCGAGCGAAAUUUGAAAAGUUUGAGAGAACCGAGCGGGAGGCAGACCCAUCUUCAGAUCGAAUGAAAUCUCGUGACAAAAAGCCGAAGCGACAAGGUGGCUAUCGUGAGAGCGAAGCUGAAGUCGAAGAAUUUGACGUCGAUGAGUAUCAUAGUCGCCGCGAGGAGCGUAAGAAGCAGAAAAAAGAAAGGUCGCGGCAAAGACAGGUGGAACCAGAGCUGAGCCCGUUAUAUCUUCCCGAGUUUAUCAGUGUGAGCAAUUUCGCUGAUGUUGUCGGUAUGCGUCCUGCACAAUUCGUUGAGCGCAUGGAAGAGAUGGGCUUCGAAGACGUUUCUUACAGCCAUGUUCUUGACGCCGAAACGGCUGGCUUGAUAGCUACUGAGUUUGGUUACGAACCGAUCUUUGAUACCGGCGCCGAGCAGGAUCUAACAGCUGCUCUCGAGCCCGAGGACAAAUCUAUCUGGCCGACCAGGCCUCCUGUUGUCACCAUCAUGGGCCAUGUAGACCAUGGUAAGACUACUAUUCUGGAUUGGCUGCGCGAGUCGUCUGUUGCUGCAUCGGAGCAUGGAGGCAUUACUCAGCACAUUGGUGCGUUCUCUGUCUCGAUGCCAUCUGGUAAAAAAAUCACAUUCUUGGAUACUCCUGGCCACGCGGCUUUCCUAGAUAUGCGCCGGCGUGGUGCAGACGUGACGGAUAUUGUGGUCCUAGUGGUGGCUGCGGAUGACAGCGUUAAACCGCAAACAGUUGAGGCUAUCAAGCAUGCCACAAGUGCCAAGGUACCUAUCAUUGUGGCAAUCAGCAAGAUCGACAAGGAGGGCAUCCACCCCGACAAAGUCAAACAAGACCUCUCCGCCCACGGCAUCCAUGUAGAAGACUAUGGUGGUGAUGUCCAGGCAAUUGGUGUGAGCGGGAAAACGGGUCUGGGAAUGCUAGAACUUGAAGAAGCCAUCGUCACUCUUUCCGAGGUUCUGGACCACAGAGCCGACGCGAACGGUUCCGUUGAGGGGUGGGUAAUUGAGGGUACGACCAAGAGCUACGGCCGUGUAGCAACCGUACUUGUCCGACGCGGUACCCUCCGACCUGGCGACAUUCUUGUCGCGGGCAGCACAUGGGCUCGUGUCCGCACGCUCAGGAACGAAGCCGGCAUUUCUAUCUCUGAAGCUACUCCUGGGACGCCAGUUGAAAUAGAUGGCUGGAGAGACCAACCUACGGCCGGCACAGAAUUACUUCAGGCCGGAGACGAACAGCACGCUAAAGAUGUCGUGGAAUACAGGCUCGAGAGGGAAGAAAACCAGAAAUUGGGCGAGGAUACGACAGCCAUCAACGAGGCACGUCGUGAUAUGGUUGAGAAACGGAAGAGGGAAGCCGGAGGAGACGAAGAGUCGGCGACGGAAGAGAAAUUGUCUGGGCCCAGGGCAGUUAAUUUCGUGCUCAAGGCAGAUGUUGACGGGUCAGCCGAAGCGGUUUUGAACUCGAUAGCAGCCAUCGGAAACAACGAGGUUUAUGCCAAAGUGCUCCGUUCGGAGGUGGGACCAAUUAGUGAGUCCGAUAUCGAACUUGCCGCCGCCUCCAACGGCCAUCUCGUUUGCUUCAAUAUGCCCAUCGACGCGGCCAUGUCUCGGAUGGCAGAAUCUUUGGGCGUCAAUAUCAUGGAUCAUAACAUCAUCUACAAACUCGUGGAUGAUGUCAAGGAUACACUGAGCGAGCAACUCGCGCCUACAGUAACGCAUCGCGUCACCGGAGAAGCCGAAAUCGGCCAGAUCUUUGAAAUCUCACUCAAGAACCGAGUGAAGACGUCCAUUGCUGGAUGUAAAGUACGGAAUGGAAUGAUCAACCGGACAAAGAAGGUUCGCGUAUUGAGAGGGCAGGAAACUAUCUAUGACGGCUCGAUCUCAUCCUUGAAGAAUGUCAAGAAAGACGUGACCGAAAUGCGCAAAGACACCGAGUGCGGUAUUGCGUUUGAAGACUGGACGGAGUUUGCUGUCGGCGACCAGAUCCAAUGCUACGAGGAGAUCUUCGAAAAAAGACACCUCUAA
Messenger RNA from Aspergillus puulaauensis, 3378 nucleotides. RefSeq names its product translation initiation factor 2. Bases 1 to 3378 code for a protein of 1125 amino acids. The record is from RefSeq and is a predicted model, not a curated record. The transcript has 3 exons. NCBI's taxonomy places the organism in Eukaryota, Fungi, Ascomycota, Eurotiomycetes, Eurotiales, Aspergillaceae. Gene Ontology annotation, molecular function: translation initiation factor activity; GTPase activity; GTP binding. Gene Ontology annotation, biological process: translational initiation.